Anopheles aquasalis is the source of this 810-nucleotide messenger RNA. Its product is annotated as collagenase. Gene Ontology annotation, molecular function: serine-type endopeptidase activity. Gene Ontology annotation, biological process: proteolysis. NCBI's taxonomy places the organism in Eukaryota, Metazoa, Arthropoda, Insecta, Diptera, Culicidae. The record is from RefSeq and is a predicted model, not a curated record.
AUGAAAUCGCUGUUCGUGUUCGCCCUGCUGCUGGUCGCCGUUUCGGCGAACAUUCCACGCGGACAGCGUGUUGUCGGGGGUGACCUUGCCACCGUUGGUCAGUUCCCGUACGCCGUCGGUCUGAUCACGCGUAUAAACAUCCUGCUGACGGGCCAGUGCUCCGGUUCGCUGGUGUCCGCCAACUACAUCCUGACUGCCGCCCGUUGUGUGUCCGGAAUCCAGAAUGCCGUCGCUGUGUUCGCCGGUGUACGCAUCAACGAUCCGACCGAACAGGGCCAGGUGCGCAUCACCGUGGAUCGCUUCAAGAUCCAUCCGCAGUACGAAAGCGAGCCAGACAUUUACGAUGUCGCGUUGAUUGAGCUGCCACUGCCGGUGCCAUUCAGCGACCGUGUCCGCCCGGUGCGUCUGCCCAAUCUGCGCCAGGUUGAGGCUACCUUCGUUGGACAGCAGGGCACGUACAUCGGUUGGGGACGUUUCGGUGAGGGUACGGCCAACUCGGAUGCUCUGCGCUUUGGUCGCGCCCAGAUCAUCUCGACGCUGGCCUGCCGUAUCAGUCUGCCAACGAACACGAUCGUCGAUGAGCACGUGUGCACUGACGGUGCCAACAGCUCGCCGUGCCAGGGUGAUUUCGGCGCUCCGCUAACGAUCGUCGAUGCCGAUGGCAUCACCACGCAGAUCGGUGUCUUCUCCUUCAUCUCGAUCUUGGGCUGCGAGUCGGGCCGUGCUGCCGUGCACACGCGCAUGUCCUCCUACCUUACCUGGAUCGGCCAGAACUCGGACGUCGAGAUUCGGGACAACUUUGUCGCCUAA